Messenger RNA from Xenopus tropicalis (tropical clawed frog), 3641 nucleotides. Its product is annotated as zinc finger protein 585A-like. Gene Ontology annotation, molecular function: double-stranded DNA binding; identical protein binding. Bases 118 to 2997 code for a protein of 959 amino acids. The transcript has 5 exons. The record is from RefSeq and is a predicted model, not a curated record. Gene Ontology annotation, cellular component: nucleus. NCBI's taxonomy places the organism in Eukaryota, Metazoa, Chordata, Amphibia, Anura, Pipidae. Gene Ontology annotation, biological process: regulation of cell differentiation; negative regulation of transcription by RNA polymerase II.
CCCAGAGAGCAGGAGGGGUCUCAGUGCCGCCCCCCAGUCACAUUUGGGAGCCAGGAGUUGUGUUCCCUCCCUGCUCGUCCCCCCGCUGUAUUCACAUCUCCUGCCUGGCUGCCGGAUAUGGACCAAGGAGUCUCCUUUCCGGGGGGAGAGCGGAUAAGCAUCUGCAGUGACAUCACGGAUUCCCAGUUGUUACGUUUCCCAGUGGUCACAUUGGAAAGGAUAAAAACCAGCCCAGUGGAAUAUCACAAAAACAUCAAUACUAUUCAUGGGAGAGGUGCUCCCAUAAACUCUGUGGCUCAUUUCAAAGCAAAUCCCGGAAGCAUUCGAUUGGAUGCAGAUAUGGACCAAGGAGUCUCCUUUCCGGGGGGAGAGCGGAUACGGAUCUGCAGUGACAUCAUGGAUUCCCAGUUGUUACGUUUCCCAGUGGUCACAUUGGAAAGGAUAAAAACCAGCCCAGUGGAAUAUCACAAAAAAGGCAACACUGUUCCAGGGAAAUAUGCUGAACUGCCAAUCAGAACCGGGCCUAAUGGGGAGAGCAGGAGGAACGCCGGUAUUACUGUAUUUAGACUCAUUCCCUGCGGAACAGGAAAAGGGAAAGAGAAUAAAAGCAACAGGUUGAUUGAACAACCAAAGAAUCUGAAGAACUACAAGCAAAGAGAAGCUGAAAUGGACAGUCAUAUAAAGAGGACUUUAGCAAUAAAAGGUGAAAAAACUUCCCCACUAAUCCCUGAAAGCCACAAGGUGCCUGCACAAAGCACAAAGAGAAGUGAGUUCUGUAGCGCCCAGAGCUCCAUCCAACCUUUUCUCUGUACAAAGUGUGAGAGACGAUUCCGUAGCAACGAGGACCUUCUCUCCCACAAACGGAUUCACACCGGGAGGCCAUUUGUCUGUGCUGUUUGUGGGAAAUGCUUCUCACACAGAAUCAUCCUCCAAGCGCACCAGUGGCUUCAUACUGGGGAGAAACCAUUCCCCUGCUUUCUGUACAAAAGGGGCCUUCACCAACAUCAGCAAAUCCACCAGAAGGGGAAACCAUAUGUCUGUUCUACGUGUGGGAAAACAUUAGCAUCCAAACAAAGUCUUGCUCAGCACCUACUGAUUCAUGCAAAUGUAAAACCUUAUUCCUGCUCUGAGUGUGGGAUUCACUUCCGACUGAAGGGAUCUCUUAUUAGGCACCAGGGGAUCCACACUGGAGUCAAACCGUAUCAUUGUACUCAGUUUAGAAAACGCUUUUCCCGUAAGGAAGUCUGUUCUACAUGUGGCAAACAGCUGAAGAGCAAAUUCUCUCUUAACCAACACAUGAAAAUUCACAGCAACAUAAAACCUUUUGCCUGUUCUGAGUGCAGCAAAUCCUUCCGAUUAAAGGCCUGUCUUCAGCUGCACCAAAGAACCCACACUGGAGAGAAACCAUAUACUUGUAAUGAAUGCAGAAAAAGCUUUGCCCAGGUUGGACAAUUAAAGGCCCACUAUCUAAUUCACACUGGUGAAAAACCAUUUGCUUGUUCUGAAUGUGGAAAAGGAUUAAGGUCAAAAGAGGCUCUCCGGGCGCACCUGUUGUGUCACACUGGGGAGAAGCCAUUUUCCUGCUCAGAGUGUGAUAAAUCAUUUAGAGUAAAGUCAAGUCUUCAAAUCCACCAGCGCGUUCACACGGGAGAGAAACCAUUUGAGUGUAAAGAGUGCGGGAAAUGUUUCCGGAUUAAGACGAAUUUCAAAUCACAUCAACUAACCCACACUGGGAUUAAACGGUUUGAAUGCUCUGAGUGUGGGAUGCAAUUCAGUCACAAGAACGGACUAAUUAAGCAUCAGUUCAUUCACACCGGGGAGAGGCCAUUUGAAUGUGUCACGUGUGGGAAAAGCUUUAGUCGUAAAUUUACCCUCAAUAAGCACCAGUUAGUCCACACUGGGGAGAAACCCUAUGUCUGUACUGAGUGUGGAAUGGGCUACAAGGAUAAGAGGAGUCUGGUUGCUCAUCUUCGGACUCACACAGGAGAGGCAGGUAUUCCUUGUACUGAGUGUGGGAAAACCUUCCUGUCAGAGAAAAACCUUAAAUUCCACAUGCAGACACACACUGGGGUGAAGCGUUUUGCCUGCAAAGAGUGUGGGAAAUCUUUCUCAAAAAAGUCACAGUUUGAGACUCACAAGCUAAUGCAUGCUGGGAUAAAGCCCUUCCAAUGUGCCGAGUGUGGAAAACUGUUCCGGCACAAGAGUUAUUUUAAAAUACACCAGUUAAUUCACACUGGAGAGAAACCUUUUGUCUGUCCAGAGUGUGGGCUGGGGUACACGACCAAGACAAGCUUAAAAAAUCACCUUCUCUGUCACACAGGGGAGAAACCAUUUGCAUGUAAAGAAUGUGGUAAAAAAUACCUUCAGCAGAGAUCCCUCAAUAAACACAUGGAGACGCACCGUGCGGAGAAACCAUUUGAAUGCUCCGAAUGUGGGAAAAAGUUACGUAGCAAGUAUGGACUCCAAAAGCACCAGCUAACUCACACAGGGGAGAGACCCCACGUCUGUACUGAGUGUGGGAAACGCUUUAGGGAUAGAUACCAGCUCAGCAUUCAUCUUCGGACUCACACUGGAGAGACGCCAUUUAAAUGUGAAGAAUGUGGGAAAGUUUUUGCUUCAAGCACAAAUCUCCAGGUCCAUAAAGUGACACACACGGGGGAAAAGCCAUUUACCUGUGAGAAGUGCGGCAAAAGCUUCACCCAGAAGUCAAAUCUGAACACUCACCAGCUGGCUCAUGGGGAAAAGAAGUUUAAGUGUGAGGAGUGCGGGAAAUGCUUCUCCUAUAAGAGUUCUCUCCAGACUCAUGAGCGGACCCAUACUGGAAAGAAACCGUUCAGCUGCACUGUGUGUGGGAAAAAGUUUCCGCACAAGAGUAUCCUUAAUAGACAUCAGCUCAUUCACACCAAGGACAGGAGUACGGAUGAAGGCUCCCAUACAGACUCUGAGCUGUCCCCAUGCACUGAUACAGACUCAGGGGAACCCCUGACCACAGACUGAAUAAUAUCAAUGAGCUACAGAUACUCAGUAGUUGGGUAUAGCUUACUCCUGGGGCCUAGUGCUACUCACCUCUCUCUGGGGCUGCGGCCCGUAUCUCUCCUACCUACCUAUCACAUCUAUUCCAGAGUAGAGGGACAUAUUAGGGAGCUAUUAGGGACCCCCACCAUGACUACGACCAACUCCAACCUUAUUUCUACCCUCCUGAAACAUAAACAUAUACAAGUUUCUAAUUGUGGCUCCAAAAACGUGACUUUUGUUGAGUUAUCGCACAAAAACCCAGCGUCAAAAAUCCGAAACCUCUAAAGUUUCUUGAGAAAAGAAGGAACUUCAAGGAAAGUGAAGGAACAUCUGCCAUUGGCUUCUACACAAACUCGGCAAGUUUUACCCGGCGAAUUGUCGGAGUUUUAGCCGUUUCCCUGUGAAUUUUAGGGCUAAAAAUCCGAUUUGAAGAGAAAAAAAAAAACCAAUGGUUAGUAAAUGGGCCCCUAAAUAUCACAAUUUCUCUUCUUUAACCCUUUCAGUGCCAGAAGAUCUGGGGUUUCCUGCAAUUUUAUUGCAACUUUUAUUUUACUUAGGAAAGCUUUAUAUUGUUUGUUUUUUUCAGGACAACACAAUUUUUUAAAAUAUACUAGGAUUGUUGUGUA